Molecule: messenger RNA, 992 nt
Organism: Cannabis sativa
Lineage: Eukaryota; Viridiplantae; Streptophyta; Magnoliopsida; Rosales; Cannabaceae
Exons: 2
Coding region: 54-992 (312 amino acids)
Source: RefSeq, a predicted model, not a curated record
UUGUUGAAGGAGUGCUUCUAUCUAGGGCUGAGGGUGUUUACAUAUGGUCGGAUAUGCUGAAGUUGGUAGAAAACGAGGAGAAGUUCUUCGAAUAUCCGUGGGGCCUUCUUUCAUAUCAGAAGUUGUUGUCAUCCACAGCCAAAAGUAUGACUGACCUGAGGAAGAACUACCUUGAUAAAUCUACUAAGGAUAAGAAGAAAGGGAAGAAGGAGAAAAAAAUUACUCAACCAGAGGCGAAGUACAAUGUCUACGGAUAUGCACCGGCGCUACAAUACUGGGCCUUUGAGGUGAUGCAGGAUUUGGGGAAGAAGUACGGGCAGUGCAGAGGGACUAGAUUCCCUCGAAUGUUGAAUUGGAGCACCCCCAACACAGUUACGAAACAUGAUGUCAAGCAACCUGAUGUCGCUACCCUAUUCGAGAAGAGGAUGGUUGUUCUUCAAAUUCUGUAUCCUAGGAAUUGGGAGGUGGACUAUUGGAAGAGCAAUUGUGAGGGUGAGGUCCCCACGGUGGAAAUGGGGUUGGAUGAGGUCGAAGAAACGCAAGUCGGGGCGCAAGAUUCGACCGCAUUCCAGACCCAAGCCGAACGGGUGGCGGAUUAUGUGAAAAAGUCCAAAAUUAUUCCACCAUCCCCACCCAAAGAAGCACCAGACGCCUCCACAUCUGCCACCGUGCCCCCAACGCCUGCCACUGUGCCCCCAAGCUCUGCUCCAGCCAAUGACUCGAACUACCUCUUGUUGGCUAAGAGGUUGGAGAAGGUAGAAGCGCAACAAGUUGCGAUUCUCACUGCCCAGACUGAGAUGAAGGCUGACUUCAAGAGAAGUCAGAAAGAGAUGAAGAAUCUUAUCAUGGAUCAAAUUGCGACCGUGAUAAGUUUGUUACAGAAGCAGCCUUCGGAGCCGACACAACCAUCGUGGCGGCACGGCAAUCGGACCCCACACCAUCGGACACGGCGAGCCAUUACGGACGGUACAUCCAUCACCGCCGACAUAUGA